Messenger RNA from Terrapene triunguis (Three-toed box turtle), 1595 nucleotides. RefSeq names its product chromosome unknown C21orf58 homolog (gene CUNH21orf58). Lineage: Eukaryota; Metazoa; Chordata; Testudines; Emydidae. The record is from RefSeq and is a predicted model, not a curated record. The transcript has 11 exons. Bases 1 to 1509 code for a protein of 502 amino acids.
AUGGGCUACGCUCCCCGCCUGCCCCUGCUGCUGUGGAGGCAGCCGCCGCCCUGGGCUCAGGCUGCCUGGCUCCCCCCGAGUGGUGCCCGGUUCCUGCUGCUCUUGGCCAGCAGGUGCGGGGCCCCAGCCGAGCCCGGCCCCUUGUGUCUCCUCCGCAGCGGCGCUCCCCGGUCUGCGUCUUCCCGGGUGGCCGCGGCGGCAGCAGCUGGGGAGCCUGAGAGGAGGAGCGGCCCCCGGGCAAGUGAGGGAGACUCUAAGGUGAAGAGGCUGCUGGCCCUGGUGCGGCCCGAACGCUGGAGACUGACAGCUGCGCAAAGGGCUGUCACGAAGGCCCCAGCGAUACUGGUUGGCGACACAGAGACCUUGGAUCAGCGUUCCCGUCGCGCCACCCGCCAGUACCUGACAGCAGUCAGGGAAGCUAAUGAUCCAACCACCAAGCCGAAUUCCAUGAGCACCAGCUCAACGAAUCCCAGCACUGUCAUCACUGACAACCCCAGCGUGCAGCCUGAUGACUUCUAUGUCAUUGGUCCAGCUCUAGGCAUGUUACAACUCAACAUGGAGGGUUUGUCGGCUGCCAAGCGUGAUAAACUAGAAAACGAACGUGAGACCCUGGAGAAUGUUGAGUCACCCCUCUCCACAGCAAAAGGCAAUGGAGUCUAUCAGAUUCCUCUUUCAGGGAGUAGCGACGGACAUGAGGACGCACUGCAGAACGCGCUGAGACGAAGGAAAGACCUCCUGCAGAAGCUUAGGAGGGAAAGGAAUCCCCCCCACCCCAUUUCCUCAAUCUUCAGAGUGGCUGUGGAGCCACUGUGGGAGCAGCACCUUUUGGAAGAAUUUUCACAGCCCUAUAUGUUGGCAGGAGGUCACAGAAAGAACUACAGACCUAAGCCAGUACCUGUUUACCUGCCUUCCCCUCUGGCACCUGCACCAGAACCACCAAGGAUCAUCCAGCAGACAAUGCCUCAGCAACCUGCAACCAUCAUCCAACAGUUACCUCAGCAGCCACCUCUCAUCACACAGAUCCCGCCUCCACAGCCCCUCCCGGUCCCCCGUUCUGGAAGCAUUAAGGAAGACAUGGUGGAGAUGAUGUUGAUGCAGAACGCUCAGAUGCACCAGAUCAUUAUGCAGAACAUGAUGCUGAAAGCUCUGCCACCGAUGGCGUUCUCACAGCCCGGUGGGACCGGGCCUCCCUUGCUGCAGCACACCCAGCAGGAUCCCCAGUUUGCUGCUCCAGUUGUUGUGAAAGCAGAAAAACCAAGGCCAUCCACAGUGCAUCAUCACCACCAUUACCCUUCCCCAGGAGUGCAGGCCAUUCCUUCUCAGCUGGCCCCAGGUGGCUACUCCAUGUGGCCCCCUGUGAUGCCAUCCAGCCUCAUGGGACAGACUGGAGGAUUCCCAUCCGCUGUGCAUCACAUGUCUGGCCCAACUAGCACCUUCCCUGCAAUGCACACUAACCGAUGGACUCCUCCGCAGCCUGCCCCCGGGUUUGUAGACUCCUCAAGCCUGUAGCAAAGGUGGCUAGUGAGUGGACAUGGACUGUAUGCGUCACCCAUGCACGUGGAGCAUAGCAUCACUGGAGACGACUUUCUUUAGAG